AUGUUCGUUAUACUAGCUUUGGCCUAUGUCCUCAUAGCCUUGCCAUCGACUCUAGCAUCAUGUGGCCCCAUCGACGAUGUGACCCUUACCUUUUACGGCUGGCCAGACAAUUCGCCUCCUGGAUCGGACAAUGCAUUUGACUGCGGACGUGGUAAAAAUGCGGAUGGGAACCCUAUGGCUGGAGGUAGCGGAACCUACGAUGAUCCUAUCUCCUUCGCAACUGCCACCAAUAAUAGAAACCUGCCAGAAUGCGCCGUCGUCUACGUCCCUCUCUUGCACAAGUACUUCCGCAAUGAAGACGACUGCGCUCAGUGCCUAACCGAUUGGGACUCGAAGGGGGAAUACCACAUUGACCUAUGGACUGGAUCAAACACUGCUGGUGGUGGUCAGGACCAGAUCAAUUGCGAAGACAAUUUGCCUGGAGGGUCGCAGACGAUUAUCCUUGAUCCACCGAAGAGUCUUCCUGUGGACACCACACCAUUAUACGACCAACCAUCGAACCAAUGUCACACGACGACAUACUCUAUCUCUGACUCUUCAAGCCUCUGCGCCGGCGGCAGUAAAGGCGGAUCCCCAGCACCUAAGACUACGAAGCGGACGCCCGCGAUACAGAAGAGUGUAAAGAGAGUAGAGAUGGAAACGGCAGGAUCGACGCUCGGAGCGGACGAAACUAUUUGCGAGGAGCCAGAACAGCCACCCCUAUACUUCGUUCUGUUCUUUUUGCGAGUCAUAGCCACAACAUUCUACAGACGGGAAAUCAAAGAUCAAGAGAGCAAGGCAUACGACGAGUAUCAUAUCAUCCUUCCGUCACCAAUCCCUACAUGA
Letharia lupina is the source of this 825-nucleotide messenger RNA. RefSeq lists its product as uncharacterized. The coding region runs from base 1 to 825 and encodes 274 amino acids. The transcript has 5 exons. The record is from RefSeq and is a predicted model, not a curated record. NCBI's taxonomy places the organism in Eukaryota, Fungi, Ascomycota, Lecanoromycetes, Lecanorales, Parmeliaceae.